Messenger RNA from Diplodia corticola, 591 nucleotides. RefSeq lists its product as uncharacterized. NCBI's taxonomy places the organism in Eukaryota, Fungi, Ascomycota, Dothideomycetes, Botryosphaeriales, Botryosphaeriaceae. The transcript has 2 exons. The record is from RefSeq and is a predicted model, not a curated record. The coding region runs from base 1 to 591 and encodes 196 amino acids.
AUGCUCGGUCUCAAGGUCCUCCUCUCCUUCGGUCUGGUCGCCGUGGCUUCGGCCGGCAACAUGCAUGGCCUGAACGACCUCAUCCGCCGCGAGGAAUGCCCGGCCGCCGCUACGGUCUACGUCACUGUCUGCGGUACUUCUACCGGCGGUGCUUCCACUGCUACUGUCCCCGCCACCGCUUCGGCUACCUCUGCCCCGGCUGGCGAGACGACGCCUGCUAGCAGUGCUCCGGUCUCAUCGGUCCCUGGUGGCCCUGAGACUCCGGCUUCUGGCCCGACCUCGACCGCUCCUGUUGGCACCGCUACUGGUUCUUCGGCUGUUUCGGGCACUGAGACCCCGGCUCCCUCUUCGGGUACGGCUUCUGGCAGCGCCCCGGCCUCGUCCUCGGUUGGCGGCUCUGGUGGAUCCAGCUCUGCUGCUGCCUCGGAGACUGCCAGCGGCAGCGCGAGCGGCAGCGCUAGCUCUGCUGCGGCAGGCACCUCGGCUGCCGCGUCUUCGACUGCCGCCCCGUCCAGCGGUGCUGCAGCAGUCAAGCUUGACAACGCCAUGGCCGCCCUCUUCGCCGCCGGCGUCUUCGUCGCCCUUGCCUAA